UUGAAAAACUGGUCCGAAUGUAACCUCUUUAUCGUUUUAUUUCUUUCUUACUGGUACUAGUUCCUUUUUCGCAUGACAAUGGUUCCAUUUGGGAUCUUUGUUUGGUCUCUUCUUUUUGUUCUCUCUUCUGCUCAGAUGACUACAAACACAAUCACCUUGGGUUCCAGCAUAACUGCUGGGACUAAUUCUUCAUGGCUAUCACCCUUUGGUGAUUUUGCUUUCGGCUUCUACCCUCUGCUUAGUGGUCUUUUUCUUGUUGGUAUUUGGUUUGAUAAAAUCCCAGAAAGAACGCUAGCUUGGUCAGCCAACCGUGACGAUCCAGCUAAAAUUGGAUCAACCAUUCAUCUGAGGCCUAAUGGCCAACUUGUGCUCACACACUCAAAUGGAACCGAAUACCUAGUAUACAAUGGCACAUCCACUAUUUCUGCUUUGAUGCAAGACGAUGGCAAUUUUGUCUUGCUAGACUCUUCUUCAAAAAUCAUCUGGCAGAGCUUUGAUUUUCCUACAGACACCAUUUUAUUAGGCCAAGUCCUGGUUAUGGGCCAGAAGCUCUACUCUAAUGCAAAUGGAACAGUGGAUUACUCGACGGGGAGGUACAUGUUGGAGGUUCAGAUGGAUGGCAAUGUUGUUAUGUCUGCCUAUAGGUUUGCUGAUCCUGGUUACUGGUUCAGCUUAACUGCUGGAAACCAAAAUGUGAGCUUGAUUUUCAACCAGAGUACUGCUCUUUUAUAUGUUGUAAAUCGUACUUCAAUCAUACCCACAAUGACACAAAAAGUGCCUACUCCGAUUGAAGAUUACUACCACCGAGUGACGAUCAAUGACUACGGAAAUCUCCAACAGCUUGUUUACCACAAAGAAAAUGGCAACAAAUGGACAGUUGUGUGGGAGCCAGAUUUCAUUGCUGCUCAGCCUUGCACGGUGUAUAAUAUUUGUGGGGUGUAUGGCUUCUGCACUUCACCUGAUAAUAAAACUGUCAACUGUGAUUGCUUGCCUGGCUACUCACCAUGGGAUCCUAAUGUUCCCUCAAAAGGUUGCUACCCUAAUGUGGUGAUGGACUUUUGUGCUCCUAAUUCUUCGACUUCAGAUUUCACUAUCGAAGUGAUUGAUAAUGCUGAUUUCCCAAAUGGGGAAUUUGCUGAUAUGGCAAGGACUGCUCCAGCAGAUGUUGAUCAAUGCAAGAGUGAAAUCACGGCUGAUUGUUUUGCCAUGGCAGCUGUUUUGGUCGAAUCUGUGUGUUACAAGAAGAGAAUGCCUUUGUUGAAUGCUAGAAUAAGCUUCCCUUCUACAAGUAAUAUAGUGGCAUUUCUUAAAGUUCCGAAGGUAAAUAACACGAACGAAAUUCAAGACAAUAACAGGCGUAAAUCUCCAUCCAGGGCUGUUCUGUUAGCAGGACUUCUGUUGUGCUCGAUAAUGGCUUUGCUCUUUGCAGCCAUUGCCAUUUACCAUCACCCUCUAGCUCAGCCUUUUAUAUGUAACAAGCAGGUUCCAAGUCCAAAGCCUGUGGAAAUAAAUUUGAAGGCAUUUUCCUACCAGGAGUUGCGCCAAGCAACAAAUGGUUUCAGAAACAAACUUGGGAAAGGUGCUUUUGGUACUGUCUACAGUGGGAUGUUAAAUAUAGAGGGUAAAGAGGUUGAGAUUGCUGUGAAGCAGCUUGAGAAGAUCAUUGAACAAGGCGAAAAGGAAUUCCUGACAGAAGUCCAAGUAAUUGGUCUAACUCAUCACAGGAAUCUUGUUAGGCUGUUGGGUUUCUGUAAUGAGCAGAAUCAUCGACUUUUGGUUUAUGAGCUAAUGAUGAAUGGGACUUUGUCCAAUUUUCUGUUUGGUGAAGAGACAAAACCCAGUUGGGAUAAAAGAGCAGAAAUAGUACUUGGAAUUGCAAGAGGCUUGUUAUAUUUGCAUGAAGAGUGUGAAACGCAGAUCAUCCAUUGCGACAUAAAGCCACAGAAUGUUCUUCUUGACAACAAUUAUACAGCCAAGAUAGCAGAUUUUGGCCUGGCAAAGCUCCUGAUGAAGGACCAGACUCGAACGAGUACCAAUGUUAGAGGAACCAUGGGAUAUAUGGCCCCUGAAUGGCUCAAGAAUGCUCCUGUGACGACUAAAGUUGAUGUCUACAGCUUUGGUGUGAUGCUACUUGAGACUAUUUUUUGCAGAAGGCACUUAGAGUUGCAUCAAGUUGAUGAAGCAAGAGAAGGAGAUGACAUGAUUCUAACUGAUUGGGUUCUGUGUUCGGUGAGAACCGAUAACCUAAAAGCCAUUGUCAGCCAUGAUCCUGAUGUUUUACAGGAUUUUAAUAGGUUCGAGAGAAUGGUGAUGGCAGGAUUAUGGUGCAUAUGUCCCAACCCAACUCUCAGACCAUCACUGAAAAAGGUUAUGCAAAUGUUGGAAGGAACAAUUGAAGUUGGUACUCCUCCUUUGAUUGAUGCACAAAUGUUUUAAGAUCAUUGCUAUUGUCUUCGUUUCAUGCGUUUAGGAAAUUGUAAACAGGGCUAUUUGUGGGGAAGUUAGCACGGGAAGAAAACAUAGUUAUAUCUUUCUAAUUUUAACUUUUUUUUGUAAUUUAAUUAUGUUGGCAGAUAUGCAUUUCAUUAGUUAAAUCUUCAUAUACUGGAUUAAAGUCUUGCAAUUCAGCAGUCUUGAAAAUUAUCCAAGUUCCUUUGGUUUUU
Molecule: messenger RNA, 2663 nt
Organism: Hevea brasiliensis (rubber tree)
Lineage: Eukaryota; Viridiplantae; Streptophyta; Magnoliopsida; Malpighiales; Euphorbiaceae
Product: G-type lectin S-receptor-like serine/threonine-protein kinase LECRK4
Exons: 1
Coding region: 73-2436 (787 amino acids)
Biological process (GO): protein phosphorylation; recognition of pollen
Molecular function (GO): ATP binding; protein serine/threonine kinase activity
Source: RefSeq, a predicted model, not a curated record